Molecule: messenger RNA, 627 nt
Organism: Aureococcus anophagefferens
Lineage: Eukaryota; Pelagophyceae; Pelagomonadales; Pelagomonadaceae
Exons: 1
Source: RefSeq, a predicted model, not a curated record
CUCAAACGAGGGCGCGCCGGUGUCGAGGUCGCCAUAACGAAACAGUACCUUGAACCCCGUCACACAAUUUCUGGAACCUGUUACCGGCCAAACCAGUCCACCAUGGCCAGAAAUAGACAAGAAGCAAGGCCCAGAUCCCGAUCGUCGUUUACGGAUGUCCACACGGGGAACACGACCGUGUCCAUCCUGCUCCGCGUCGUCGCGCAUCCAGUUCGCACGAAGCGGGCCUUCCCACCGCUGCCGAAAUCGGACGGCAUCGUAGCCGUUAUCAGACAGCACUUCCAUGAGGCGUCGCUCGAGAGUAGGUGUGGCCCGGGCGAGCAUGAAAAGCACACGCGAGUGAUCCGCUGCGAAACGCUGCGCCAACGCUGGGAGAGAGGUGAUGCUCGACAGAUCCAAGAAGCGAAGCAAAACCCCAAUGAUGCCGGGGCUGCCCCAGAGCACCUGGAGGUCGCAGAGGGUCGUACGAAUAGGGGUUCUAUUAGCUAUCAUCAUUUGAUCGAUAGUAUCACUAUUUAUAUUGUCCGGAAUGGCAUGCUGGAACCAAUACCCGCGGAUAUGCAUGAUGGAAUCAAUACACAAAAAGACAAACACUCACCGCAGCAUCUACCAUGCAAGCUGAGCUGA